Molecule: messenger RNA, 6563 nt
Organism: Xiphophorus maculatus (southern platyfish)
Lineage: Eukaryota; Metazoa; Chordata; Actinopteri; Cyprinodontiformes; Poeciliidae
Gene: grm1b
Product: metabotropic glutamate receptor 1-like
Exons: 11
Coding region: 349-3897 (1182 amino acids)
Biological process (GO): regulation of synaptic transmission, glutamatergic; G protein-coupled glutamate receptor signaling pathway
Cellular component (GO): postsynaptic density membrane
Molecular function (GO): G protein-coupled receptor activity involved in regulation of postsynaptic membrane potential; adenylate cyclase inhibiting G protein-coupled glutamate receptor activity
Source: RefSeq, a predicted model, not a curated record
GUCACUGUCCCGCCCCGACGUUUACAAACUGUGCACUCAAAUCAGGGACACUGCAGCGACUAUGACCCGCUUUUAAGAUGCAGUGAGGAAGAGGAGAAGAAGGGGGCAUCAGUGCAGAUAGAAGAGAGAGAGAGGGAGUCAGUCCCACCGUGUUCUCUUGGUAAGGAGAAGCUGGGGUUCAGUCUGGCUGCAUCACAGGAGACACAGAGCCCGCAUACCCGGAGCUGCCUGUCGCAGGUUAAAAGCACUGAAGACGGUCCCGUGAAGUUCCCAUUGAAUCCGUAUGGGAUUAAUGGACCUCUACUAUGGCCCAAAGGAGAUGAUUGUACACCCAUCACUUGUUGUACAAUGACAAGCAUGAUUUACCUGACUGUAAUAAGCAUUUUGUACUUGCCCAUUUUACUCUUUGAGGCAUUCGUCUUUUCCAAAGGCAAGUAUGAGAGGUCAGUUGUCCCAAGCUCUGCCUCCCGCCUGGUGGCACGAAUGGAUGGGGAUGUAAUAAUAGGCGCCCUGUUUUCCGUACACCACCAGCCGUCAGCGGAGAAGGUUGCUGAGAGGAAAUGCGGAGAAGUCCGUGAGCAGUAUGGCAUCCAGAGAGUGGAGGCCAUGUUCCACACCCUGGAUAGAAUAAACUCAGACCCCAACCUGCUGCCCAACAUCACCCUUGGCUGUGAGAUCAGGGACUCCUGCUGGCAUUCCUCUGUGGCCCUGGAGCAGAGCAUUGAGUUCAUACGGGACUCUCUCAUCUCCAUCCGAGAUGAUACGGAGGGCUCCAAGUGGUGCAUUGAAGGGUCACCCUCCAGCCAGCCGCCUCCUACCAAGAAGCCCAUUGCAGGAGUCAUCGGUCCCGGCUCAAGCUCGGUUGCAAUUCAAGUCCAGAACCUUCUGCAACUGUUCAACAUCCCGCAGAUUGCCUAUUCUGCAACAAGCAUUGACCUCAGUGAUAAGACCUUGUUCAAGUACUUCCUCAGAGUUGUGCCCUCAGACACGCUACAAGCCAGAGCCCUGUUGGACAUUGUCAAACAGUACAAUUGGACCUAUGUGUCAGCAGUACACACAGAGGGUAACUACGGCGAGAGCGGGAUGGAGGCGUUCAAAGAGCUCGCCUCGCAGGAAGGGCUCUGCAUCGCUCAUUCUGACAAGAUCUACAGCAACGCCGGCGAGAAGCACUUCGACCGGCUGCUCAGGAAGCUGCGGGAGCGUCUUCCCAAAGCCAGAGUUGUUGUCUGCUUCUGUGAAGGCAUGACAGUCCGCGGGCUGCUCAUGGCUAUGAGGCGCCUCGGAGUAGCGGGAGAGUUCCUCCUAAUUGGCAGUGACGGCUGGGCGGACCGCGUGGAGGUGGUGGAGGGAUACGAGCACGAGGCUGUUGGCGGCAUCACCGUGAAGCUACACUCCGAAGAGGUCUCCUCCUUCGACAAUUACUUCCUGAAGCUCAAGCUCAGCACGAACACGCGCAACCCGUGGUUCCCGGAGUUCUGGCAGCAUCGCUUUCAGUGCCGCCUUCCCGGACACCCGCAGGAGAACCUGAACUUCGCACGCAACUGCUCAGAGGAUGAUGAUCUAGAACUCCAAGAUGGUUACGAAAGUCUUGAAGACAACUAUGUUCAAGACAGCAAGAUGGGCUUUGUCAUCAAUGCCAUCUACGCCAUGGCACACGGUCUGCAUGACAUGCACUCACACCUCUGUCCCGACCAUGUGGGACUGUGUGAUGACAUGAAACCCAUCGAUGGAAGCCAUUUGCUGGAGUUUCUACUCAAGACGUCCUUCACAGGAGUGUCUGGGGAGGACAUAUGGUUUGAUGAGAAUGGAGACUCGCCUGGAAGGUAUGAGAUUAUGAACUUCCAGCAUGUGGAGCCUGGUGUUUAUGACUACAUCAACAUCGGCUCGUGGCACGAGGGCAUGCUGAGCCUCGACGAUGAAAUGAUCCAGAUGAACAGCAGUGACAUGGUCCGCUCCGUCUGCAGCGAGCCCUGCUCCAAAGGAGAAAUCAAGGUCAUAAGAAAGGGGGAGGUGAGCUGCUGCUGGAUAUGCACUGCCUGCAAGGACAAUGAAUAUGUGCAGGACGAGUUCACAUGCAAGGCCUGUGAGCUGGGCUGGUGGCCUGACAAAGAACUGGAGGGUUGCGAACCAAUUCCCCUGCACUACCUCGAGUGGAGCAAUCCAGAAUCAAUCAUCCAGGUUGUCUUUUCCUGCUUGGGCAUCCUGGUUACGUCAUUCGUAGCCUUCAUCUUCGUCCUGUACCGUGACACGCCUGUGGUGAAGUCAUCCAGCCGUGAGCUCUGCUACAUUAUCCUGGCUGGGAUCUUCCUUGGAUACCUGUGCCCUUUCACCCUCAUAGCGCGACCCACAGUGACGUCCUGCUACCUUCAGAGACUUCUCGUCGGACUCUCAGCCGCCAUGUGCUACUCCGCACUCGUGACCAAAACCAAUCGCAUCGCUCGCAUCCUGGCGGGCAGCAAGAAGAAGAUCUGCACCAGGAAGCCGAGGUUCAUGAGCGCGUGGGCUCAGGUGGUCAUCGCCUCAAUACUUAUCAGUCUUCAGUUGACGUUGGAAGUUACGCUUAUCAUCAUGGAGCCUCCUGAACCAAUCAAAUCCUACCCAAGCAUCAGAGAAGUGUUUCUGAUCUGCAACACCAGCAACCUUGGCGUUGUGGCGCCACUGGGCUACAACGGUUUGCUCAUCAUGAGCUGCACCUACUAUGCAUUCAAGACCCGCAACGUUCCCGCCAAUUUCAACGAAGCCAAGUACAUCGCCUUCACAAUGUACACCACGUGCAUCAUUUGGCUCGCCUUUGUGCCGAUCUACUUCGGCAGCAACUACAAGAUCAUCACCACGUCGUUCUCUGUGAGCCUCAGCGUGACCGUGGCUUUGGGGUGCAUGUUCACGCCAAAGAUGUACAUCAUCAUCGCGAAGCCAGAGCGGAACGUACGCAGCGCGUUCACCACGUCCGACGCCGUGCGCAUGCACGUCGGCGACGGCAAAAUCGCCUGCCGAAGCAACAGCCUCCUCAACAUGUUCAAGAGGAAGAAGAACACCGGGAACGGCAGUUCUAAUGGAAAGUCUGUGUCAUGGUCUGAACCAGGUGCAAGACAUCCUCCCAAAGGGGAUCAUAUGUGGCACAGACUGUCAGUGCAUGUGAAGAGACAGGAAGCAGGUUCCAAUCAGAUGGCUGUCAUCAAACCCUUAACUAAUACCUACCAAAACACUGCCGGUGAGUUCUCAGACCUCAGCACUAAGACGUUGUACAAUGUGGCUGAGGAGGACGAAAACGACCCGCUCACUUACAGCUCCCCCGCCACUCCCCCCAUGAUGGCCCACGGACAGAUGCCAGCCUGUGACAUGACAAAAGAGGCGGCCGGGGACGUGGAGCUCUAUUCCCUGGACCGUCUCCAGCAAAAUAGCAUUAUCCCUCAACACUGCGUCACGGACUGCCUGCAGGAGGAGAUUGUUCUGAAUGAGUUAAGCAGUGACACCCAUGAGCUCGUUGACGAUGUGUGCCUGCCUCCGGCUGUUUCAGGCAUGCCGGUGUACCACCAGGCUCACCUCAUCCAGCAGGAACCCAUCCUGCCUGUCCAUCUUGACCCAUUUGAUGAGGAGCCCGUCUCCCCUUUAGAGGAGGAGGAAGAAAUGGAGAGCGAGCAGUUCGGCCUCCUACAGGGCUAUAUGUAUAACAACACCCAGAUUCACGACGAGGAGGAGGACAUGAUAGAGGUCAAAUUAGCAAUGGAGGACUCCGUCGCCCUAAUGCCACCGUCCCCUUUCCGCGAUCGCUCUGGUACCCCAGUAAGCCCGUUUCCCAACUCACCAGUGUCCGAGUCCGUCCUGUGCACACCUCCAAAUGUGACGUAUGCCUCUGUCAUUCUUGGAGACUACAAGCAGAGCGCUUCGACUCUGUGAUUUGAUGCCCUAAAUGUUAAAGGUGCAGUAUGUAACUUUAAUACAAAAAAAUUCUUUUUUUACAUAUUUGUUAAAACUGUCGCCAUGUAUGGUUUGAGACCAUUUGUGAAAAGAUCGAUCUCCUUCAAGAGCUACUAUUGUAGUCUGAAGAAAUGCACCACUCCCAAUCAAAAACAACCAAUGAGAGCCAGGAGGAGGAUCUUAGCACUGUCAUUCAUCCUUGUGUACACGCUGCUAAAUGUGCUAAUGGCGGAGAAACAACUCACCGUUACAGGAAAACCGUUUAUCGCAGUCAUCAGUCGCCAUACUAACUAGCUUGAACAUUCAUGACAGACUGUGCUCGGUGUAGCAUAGCAGAGAGCAAGAAGGGGAAGAUAAAUGGGAGAAUGAGCAGCACUACACAGAGGGGUGAUUGACAACGGUAAGACCCUCUUCCUGCGCUGAUUGGUUGUGUCUAGAUAGCACUGGGAGAAGGCAGAGGAGCUUGAUCCUUUUUUUUUUUUUCACAGAUUAUCUGUCUCAAACAAUACUGUCACAACAUAGUGUCAGUUUCAACAGAUACUGUAUGUAAAAAAUACUUUUUUAUGAAAGUUACAUACUGCAGUUUUAAGAGUUCUGCUACAUGUUCAAGUUUACAUCAACAUGCGCUGUAUGUGAUAAUAUAUAAGGAAAAAGUCACUCUGUGGUCGUUUUCACUCGAUAGCUUUUACUUAAGUUCCUACAUUUUAUAAGAAUUAAAUCCGCCGUAUGCAGUAGUGAAAGAUCUUGCAAACACGCUGUAUAUUUCUGAUGUAAUAUUUUACACUUAAGUAGAUUCUGCCUUUACUUGACAAUUGAAUAAGAUUGCCAAUGGAUACAUGUACAUUUAUUUAUUUGAAAACAGAUUUUUAACCAGUCUAAGAAUAGUUUCAGUAUAAGACUAUUCACUUUGACAGUAUGCUAAGGAAAAUGUGUCUUGUGGUUACACUUUGUAACUGCUGUCUUUCAUCAGAUAAGAGGAGGAUAUAAGCAGCUGUUGGGUUUUAGAUUGUCUCAUUUAUGUUAUUGUAGAAUUAGAUGAGAUGAAGAAAAAGAUGCUUGUAGAAGUUUAAGCUGAAGAACAGUGCAGCCAGGCUACACAAGUUCUACACUAGCUUAGCAUAAAACCAGACGUAUAAAAGUUUCUUCACCAAAAUGGCCGCAAUCUGUGGCUCCAAUCAACUCCCAUUUCAGGCUUUUUUUUCCCUACAAAACAUUUUCCUCAAGUUUUUCUGACUUCAUUACCAAAAUGCAUUUUCUCUCACUCUAACUUUCAGGGAUUUGUUUAUAAAAUCUCUCUCUAAUUAUUAACAGUGGUUCUGUUUCAUCAACACAUACAUUCAUUUUGCACCCACAUAUUGCUAUUAUUUUCCCUUAUGUACUCCGGCUGUUGCGUAUCAGUUCAGUUUUUUUCCUAAUUAUUUUUUAUGAUAAAUAGUUAUAAAAUGGUCACUUAUAAUUUAAUAACAUUAUUUUCUAAAGAUUCUAAAUUCUAUUUUUAUGUAUAUCAUUUCUGAUCUCUAAUUGGACCAGAUGAUUCCAUUGAAUUAUGUCAUAUUAUGUCCCUGAUUAAUCCAACAACUAUGGCUGACCUGUUGUGGGAAUAUAUUAAAUAAUGAAGUCAUAAAACCACAUUACAUAUUGACUGACAUUUGUGUCAUAGUGUCCAAAAAUGUCUACUUUGGUUGGUAGAAAAUGACAAAUUGCCCCAUGGCAUAUAGCUCCACUUGGUAAUCAAAAAAAUCAAUUACAAAAUUACUGCACGAAAGGACAAAAACACACAAUGGCUCAGCAGAAACAACAGCUGUGACAGCUGCAAGAAAGGUUGCUUGUUGUUGUUGCCAAUUGUGAAUGUUGAAAUUGAAUGUACAGUGCUGAGAAACCCGAAAACCAGCAGAGCAGGCCCAGAGCGUUACACUGCCACCACCGUGUUUCACUGCUGGUAUCAUGUCGUUUUUCUGUAAUGAUGUGUUAGUUUUCUCCGGAUGUAAUGGGACACUUUCCACAAAGCUCCACUGCUGUCUCAACAGUCGACAGAAUAAUUUCCCAUAUGUCUUCUUGGGGAUCACUGGGAGGUUGAUUGGGAAACAUGAGACAGGGCCAUGUGGUCAUUUUGGUUCUGGUCUUAGAACUCUGCCCUGGAUGCCAAUUUUGCUUGGGCUCUGUCCCAUGAAAACUGAUCUAAACUUCUUGGCUCUUUUGUGACCUGUCUGUUCUUGAACCCAGUCCUGGGAAGAUUCAACAAUCUCCCGUUUUGACCAUUUGGGGAUAAUGCCUUUCAUUUUCAAUGUCUUAUAAAUUGCUUUGAAGCAUUUUUCAGACUGCUAGGUGUCAUUGCCAUUGAUUUUCCAUCUGUUCUUGAAGUUUUAAGUUUACGCCGUCAGUGUUUAGAAUACUGAAGCCUUUCAGCGUACUUCAAUCAAGUUCUAUGGUGAUUUCUUGAGACUAACGGUUUGGCAGUAAUCCCUAUAUUUUGCUAGAUAAACUAAUGCUGGAAAUGCGGUUAAUAAUAGCUACUUCAUGAUGUGAGCAAUCUCUCUUUUUUCACAUCAGGCCAGGUGUGUUUAGAUGGAUUUUUAUCUUUAAUAAAGGAAAAUGAACUCCUUUUUGGUUUUGUUCUGUUCAUGACUGUCAGAUAUUAAAUUUGU